Messenger RNA from Pneumocystis jirovecii RU7, 705 nucleotides. RefSeq lists its product as uncharacterized. The record is from RefSeq and is a predicted model, not a curated record. Bases 1 to 705 code for a protein of 234 amino acids. The transcript is spliced from 7 exons. NCBI's taxonomy places the organism in Eukaryota, Fungi, Ascomycota, Pneumocystomycetes, Pneumocystales, Pneumocystaceae.
AUGUUAACCAUUACACCAGUCCGGAUAUUUUUAAUUGCUUUCGAUUUAGAAAUUUAUAAUAAUGCUAUGGCUGAAAUUUCUCACUGUGUCUAUUGUUUUCAUGUUCUUAUAGAUUAUUUUGAUAAGCGUUUUGUCAAUCAAAAAAUCUUAGGAAAUAAUAGUAAUGAAGUAUCUCAUAUACCAAAUAUUAAGUCAUUUUUUCAUGAAGAUGUUUUAUUUCCUUUGUUUGUUACAUGGAAUAUAAUAAAUUCCUCUGGACAUAAAAGUUUGCGGGGAUGUAUAGGUACAUUUAAGCCUCAACCGUUAAAAUAUGGAUUGUAUUCAUAUGCUUUAACAUCAGCUUUGAAUGAUAAUCGUUUUCCUCCUAUUUUAAAAGAAGAAAUACCUUUUCUUGAAUGCUGUGUAACUUUAUUGACAAAUUUCGAAACUAUUGAGGAUCCUCUGGAUUGGACUAUUGGUGUACAUGGUCUUCAAAUAUCAUUUGUUUAUAAAAACAGGCAUAUGGGUGCAACAUAUCUUCCAUGUGUUGCUGAAGAACAAAAUUGGACUAAAGAAGAGACUUUAAAUAAUCUUUUGAUAAAAGCUGGUGUUAAUGUAAAUGUUUCUAAUUGGAAAAAAAUUAAUAUGAAAAUUAUAAGAUAUCAAGGAUCAAAAGCUGAAUGUACGUACGAUGAAUAUUUGAAAAUUAUCUCAUCAGUUGAUUAA